GACCACUUGGACAAGGCAAGGCAUCGGCGAUCUUGUCAGCUGAGAGAACCAUUUCAGCAAGUUCCACUGCACGAUCGACAGCAACAGCCCUUCUUACACCCACAGCUAGUGGUCUUCCUGCCCCGCAUCGAGCCUACGGCGCAGGCGGAGUCCAACCUGAGAGCGCUUUCAUGUGUACAACUUCUACGGAUGCACGAGGAAGCCCUCUCGAGGCCACACCAGGUGGCGGCCCGACAUCCGCAUUUGAAAGCGACGUGGUGGACAUCCGCGGAAGCGAUAGCGAUUGCCAAAGAGAUACCGCUCAAUCUGUGCCGAAGGGUGAUAAUUUCCUUGCGAGCGCUUUCGGGACGAUGCGUUCAGCACAAGAAGGUAAUGAUGAGCUACAGCGUGCAAACAAGGAGAAGCUUCCUUUUUCUAGUGGUGGAAGGAGCAAUGAUAUAGUGGAUCAUCAUGCGGUAGAAACAAUGGACUCUCCAAGGGUGCAAGCGUCGAAUUGUCGCAGAGAGAUGAAGGGAGCAGCGUGGAGAGAGAGUUACAGCAAAGACGCUGCGAUACAGAUGAACAAAGUAGAUACGUUUUCAACCAAAGUUAUCCGUGACGACUCGAACAGUCGGAUGGAGCGCCACCACGCUCGACAGCAGCGGCAUCCGCAACAAGCCGCGAAAGAUUUUGCAGCGGCCUCGCCGGCCAACAGUCGGCCAAUCAGUCCUCUGCGAAAAGGUUCCGUGUCUCCGGAUCGUCCACAGGGAGGUAGUCGCAGAUUGAGCCCGAACUCGAAAUUACGGGGAGUGCAGUCCUCCUCGCAGGGCAGCAGUUCCCGUGUCCUCUCGCCAAGUUCCCGCGCCUUCUCGCCAAGCAGUCCUAUCCGCCAACCUAGUUUGCAACAAGGGCGGGCUCCCAGUGCGCCGUCACGCCUAAGGCCGACGCAAAAGCACAUGUUUUUGGGUGGUGCAGCCACGUUCAGUUCGAGUCAGAUGCAGCAAUCGAGCAGCACCACAGCGGAACGAACCGAGCGAGCACAACAGCUGUCAUCCGACCCGCAUUUCAUUACGUCUGGGGAGGACAUGCCUCCGAGGAGUCUGCAAGGCAGUCCCCAGCCUCCCACGCGUGCCCCGACACCUGGUGGCGGGACGAUCACGCGAAUGCCGCGUUACCCAAUCUUUGAGAAGGCUUCUCCCGCCAUCCCAAACAACACUACGCCUGUAGCUUCUCCACCGGGAGAUAAGGACAUUGCCGCGGCUGCACGACGCCUAGCAGCGCGCAACGCCAGGACCGACAUGAUCCAAGAACGCCUUAGCCUGGCUGGCUACGACUGUUCAAACCAAAAUCACGCAGUGCCAGGAGACGAAAUAGGACCUGAGUUCUGGCCGCCAACCGCGUCCUCAGCGUUGAGCACUAACAUGACACAGCAUGCAAUGUCAAGUUCUCCUUCCAGACCAAAGGCAAGUGCGUUAGCACCACCAGUGCCGGGAUUGCAGGAAGAUCCGCCUCAAGUCCAAAGCGCGGAAUCCAGGCUACGUGAAGAGAUACGCAGAAAUCAGCUGUAGUAUGUUAGUUGUAAGCCGACUUUCAUUGUCAGCUGCUGAAUUGCAUUUCCACUUGAAAUUCUGGGGUCUGCAUGCUUAUUUCAGAUGGAUUGCAGGUCGGCCUCGCACGAGAAUAAUCAUGUCUGUUCUGAGUGCCCACCGUUCUCUGUGUUUUAGAUAGACAUUUUUUUACAGCUUUGUUUUCUGUUUGUGUUUUUUCGCAUAAAACGCCCUUUUCCAACAGGGCGUCGGAUGUUGGCAGGCCUUCUUCGCCGGGAGAGCAGUACGAGACUUCUCAGCUAGUUGAUGCGGACUUGCGAUCGCAACUGCAAAACAUGACCGGCGAUUUCGUGAUUCCGGUGAAUUUGCUUCGGUCUUUGCUCGAGGAGGUGGACCGGCAAAACGCGGACAAUACGCGUCUGCGCUCCGAACGCCUAGCGCAGACGCGGCGCGGUGACUCCCUGCAGCAAAAUCUGAUCGAUGUGCAACUGGAAAAAGACGAAUUGCAUGCUCGGAUGGGGAAGGCAAAGCGGACAAUCACGAAUCUUAAAUCAAGACUGGUAGAUCAGGGUGGUGCGGAACAAAAUCCGGUAGCUGCAGCGAAGGCCGCGGCCGCACGAGAAACAAGGGGUGGCCGAAUGCCAGGAAGUACGGCGAGUCUUGCUGGUACCCAUUUUUCCUGUGCUGUAUUCCUAUGUGCAUAUUUCCACUGUUUGUUCUUCGAAAUUGCAAUUGCUGAGUGCUAAUAUAAUUCUGUGUUCUGCAACUGCUAUUUACCACUUCCGUAGUCGAUUGAAUUCUCACCAAACUAGUCACGCCUGCGUCCGCUUCGGGUGAAGGACGGGAUAGUAGGAACCGCACAUUUCGCCCUUAUCGCGGAGUGCCGAAGGGAACGCAGACGGACCCAGAUGAUUUCAUCCGCGAGCGCGAUGAGAAGAAACGAAAGGAAGAACUUGACAAGAUGACAGCUGAAGUCACACGCCUUCGUGCGAAGGUCGCGUCCCAAAGACUGGCGUCCACGGCUCUGCUGGAAGGUAUUUUGAUUUGCAUAGGACACUACAUGUUAGUCAUACUGUUAGGUAUCACGGAUCACUAUUGUUCUCUUUCCUAUCCUGGACUGAAAUGUGUAUCUUCUGUGUUGUUUCAUUCUUGGCACAGCUUUACAUACUCAUUUUGCCUAGAUCCAUCGGCGGCGCAGCUGUCGGAGCAGGGUGCGGAUCCGGGGAGCGUAGUCGAUGCAGUUGGGGCACAGAAGGCGCGGGAGAGCAUCCUUGUCGCAAAAUUGAAGCAGGAAUUGGAGGCACAAAAGAAGGAAGUGUCGAAAUUGAGGCAUCGAAAUUUCCGUCUGCAGAAACGCAGCGACCUCUUGGGGAGUAGCGUUUCUCUCAGUGGGAGCGUUGCGUCUUAUGGUAUAUGUACUCUCGUUCAACUGUAAAAGGGAAAGCAAGGAAGAGACAUACUUGGUACGGUAAAGUACAAGCUAUCAGCGCGAUGCUUCUUGAGUCGUCAGCGUAUACAAAGAUUGGACCGAGAAUCUGAACAACGUCAGUACCAUCUGCGCUACUGCUUCUAAUGUUGCGGAAGCGUGUAUCAAAACAACUCGUCGUUGAUCGAGUCACUUCCUAAUGAAGCAAAGACGUGGCAAACUGUGCAAGAGCGUGGCGGAUUUCUUAUCAGGCCGAGUGAUACACGGACGUCGAAGUUUCCAUCUCCUUCUUCAGGAUUUUCUGAUUCCGGCAAAAUGCGCAGUUUGAGCAACUUCUACAACCCAAGUGGCGCAGCCAGCCUCAGUGGCUCAGUCAAUGGGUCUCCUACGGACACAUUGUCCGCGUCCGCAUUUCCUCAUCACGUCGAAACUGCCGGAACUUCUUAAGGCUGGGUUUCUUCCACUGGAUAACGAUGUCUUUUUAUGCGUCCCGGAAAUUCGAUAGCCACUCGAUUUUUUGAUGAGAACUAAUCCGAAAGAAAAUGCUCGCUAUCUUCACCUAAGUAUGUCAAUACCAUGAAAGAGGGGCACAAAGGUAAACCAGUAUAGCUCGCCUUUAAGCGAUGCAGCGUCCGUCGUCUACGGGUCGCUUUGACGCAAGACCGAUUCGGCUAGGUGAACGUCCUGAACAACGUCGCGGAAAAAAGGACUCCCAGCUCAGUGUUGGUUCCCCGAAUGGCUUAGUGACGACCUCAACCAUCGGUUACCAUAAUUUAGGCGACGGGGCAGCAGUCAUGCUCGCAAGCGCAGGGGCAAGAACAGUUGCCGACAACGCUGAGCCAGGUCCUCUGCUAACAGGAUCAACCGAUUCCAAUGAGCAGCGUUCUCCACGUAGCACCCGACGCACUGUUGAAGAAAGGCCUCCUGACCGAGCAAAUAGCAAGACGGCACAACAAGAACGCGACCAUAAUCAGGACGUCUCAGACGAAAUACAAGACCUGUCACUCUCCCAAAUAUCUGCCGCUGUGUUGCUCGACAUCACUGCUGCAUCUGCGGGUAGGGCGCCUCCGACUACUCGUGAUGCUGAAAAAAAAAGUCCGCUACUGCUGACCGAACAGGGCGAAGAAAUGCCAUCACGCAUUGAGGCUACUACUAGUUUCCAGGAACUACCGUCACCUAAUCUUACGGGCGUGACGGACAAUCGCGACGCAGACGGGGCCUUUACUUUAAGCCAAGUGAAGAACAACUCAAAUUCAAAUAGCCGGAAAAACAGUCCAACUACAGCGAGCCGAGUGCAACGAAAUAGCAGUGUCCUCUUGCGGUGCCUGCCGUGCUCGCCUUGUGGUGACAACAAGGCUCUCGCAAGCAACAGCGAGGAUGACGCUGUGGGGGAACCUCUAGUGCUCUCUAUGUCGAGAGUGGAAUGAUCAUCAGAAGGUCCUGCACUAAAGUGCUUAAAUGAAAGAAAUACCUAGACCUACAGCGGUACGAAGACAGAUUCAGGGAUAUACUCAACAGGUUUCCAUUACGAUGUUAGAUACUAGUACUCAGUAAUAUAUUUAGAUUUUAGACCGACCGACCGACCGAGCCAUUUUGGCUCAAGGGUGUACACAGGUCUUCCCCUCUUCUGGCUGGGCUAGCCUUUUUUGAUCCCUUUCCCCCUUGUUGGUUAAGAUUUUCAAUAUUUCCCUGACUAUGUGACUCUCAUCUGGUCUUGCUUACUCCAGCUCUUCUAGCGUGGUACUUUCUCUUGAGUUUGCACUUUACUAUAAUCACCAACACUAAUGGUUGUUCCCUAUAUUUAGAUUUUGACUACAGUACGCUUGGAGUAGGUUUUAUUUUCAAGUCACGUGUACAAUAUCGGUUUGAAUAUUCUUCAUUGGGACUAUCAUUCCUUCCGAAAUAGGCACACAGAUAAUGGUUUCUUAUUUUGUCUGGUGACGUGGUUUGUUGGUGCCAUCACGUAUUGCCAUCCCCAUUGAUGUUUGUUUCGUUGUGUGUCAUACUUCCCAAUAUGUGACUUACCAGUACUCCUAGUUGGUUGCGAACCAGUGUCGUGCAGAGGACUUUGUAGAGUGUGGUGUGCUAUCUUAACAUGAAUACUUGUUAUUAGGUGUGUUUCUGGACGUUGUUUCUGAUAGAUUUAAGUUGGCGAAUAACUUCUAAUUUCAGGCAAAAUCACGCAAGUGCGCAACGAAAGUUUUGUGUGUGCCAGUGUUUGCACAGACUGUCUACAUUAGAAGGAUCUCGUCGUUGCUUUUUGCGAAUGAAUUGCAUCUUCAAUUACAUAAUCGUUUCUUCAGGUUGAUGCUAAUAUUUCAG
Amoebophrya sp. A25 is the source of this 5274-nucleotide messenger RNA. The record is from the annotation of a GenBank genome assembly. NCBI's taxonomy places the organism in Eukaryota, Dinophyceae, Syndiniales, Amoebophryaceae.